Rhopilema esculentum is the source of this 3982-nucleotide messenger RNA. Its product is annotated as radical S-adenosyl methionine domain-containing protein 1, mitochondrial. Gene Ontology annotation, molecular function: 4 iron, 4 sulfur cluster binding; coproporphyrinogen oxidase activity. The record is from RefSeq and is a predicted model, not a curated record. NCBI's taxonomy places the organism in Eukaryota, Metazoa, Cnidaria, Scyphozoa, Rhizostomeae, Rhizostomatidae. Gene Ontology annotation, biological process: porphyrin-containing compound biosynthetic process. Gene Ontology annotation, cellular component: mitochondrion; cytoplasm.
UCGAUUGACUCUGGAUCUGGAAAGAAAGACGCACGGACGUUGAAAAAGAAAAAGGAACAUUCUAUUCUGACGAGCAUAAAGACAAAGACGAACCCAAGAACUCUUGAACCGUAUUAUAUAUAUAUUCAGGUGACAUUGUUUCGAUUUUAUUCUGAUUGGGUUUAGUUCUUUAAUAUUUUUCUAUUUAAUUGAUGGCUUCUUGUUUUCUUGAUAUUUACGAGUUAGAGUAUUAUCGAUCUAUUUAGUUUAACUUAUAUACAGUCCUCUGUUCUCGAAUUUGAAUCUAUGGAUCCUUAAUUUUGAGCCUUUUGGUAAUUCUAACUUGUCGGAGAGGGAGUGUCAUAUAUUUGUCACCUCUCUGUCUCCGACCCCGAAUUGCGAUCCUGUGGCAGGAUAAUUUCUACACAGAACAACUUGAUUUAUCGUACGACGAAAUUCAUUUAAAAAGAUCUUUGUUAACUAAAAACCUUACAGUAGCAUCUAAAAUCAAUCUAUUUGCUAUAUUAUUUAAUUUUAGACUGCCGAAAAGUAAUGAAUUGCAUAAAUGAUCGUCAGGCAAUCGCGUCACACCAUUACUGAGUAUAUCUGAUACUUCCCCAAGCAGGUGAUUUCUAUGAACUAAAUGGAGUAGGCAGGGCAGGAAGAAAUGAGUUGUGGAUUCGACUCUUUCCUUACAAUUGCAAAUGGGACUUAAGAAAAGUGGGGGGUCUAAAAAUGUCGGGGGAGGCGGAGGCCUAAAACUGAAUAAAAAGUGGCUUGACUGGCGAUUCAUUGGUAAUUUUUUGCAUUAUGGUAAAAUGUAUCGGGGUGAUAGCCCCCCUUCUCCGCAAUACCUGCCAGCAAAGUGAUUGUGUUUUUUAUUGUUACGUCAAAGUCUAACAAAUGUCUAUAUAAAAAAUCAAUUGAAAUUUUCAUUCAGUGUCAUUGUCACCCAAGGGGGUACUCCCAUUAAGGCCUGACAGGGGGUCCAGUCGGUUUGAGGGUCUUAUCAAAUGGAAACCAAAUGGCCCAGUUUCGAUAAUAACACAACGGCUUAGUUUAGCUUACAAUUUAUUAUAGACAAUGAACAAGAUUUUCUCUUUCCAAUGACGAAGAAAAUUGUCAAUGAAGGACCAGGCGCGUACAAAGAAAUGGAUGCUACUAAGGAUAUAAUUUCCAUCCUAAUGCUUCUAUUUAAGGGUUAUUUUCAAAAAGGACUACCAUUUGGGGGUAAUCUUUUAAUAUUUUAGCUUUAGCUUUGGCCCUCUUUGACCUUGACUGGACCCCCUGUUUGGCGAUAAAGGGAGUUCCCCCGGGCAUUGUCAUUUAAGCUUUUGUAGCCUCAUACUGGUAGAGCGCGAUUUCUUCUUUCAACAGAGACAGUUGCACUUAACGCUGGAGAAAUGCUUCGGCGAUUUCUCAGAACUGGAACCAGGAAAUCAAGUAGAUCCAUUAUUUCGAGAAAUGUGAAUGGCAAUAAAGACUUAAUUAAUGAACUUGCAAAAGCUGCAUCACUCUAUGUACAUUGGCCAUAUUGCAAGCACAUCUGUCCCUAUUGCAAUUUCAACAAAUAUAAGAGUGAUAAUGUUGACAAUAAACGAAUGGAGCGCUGCUUGCGUCAGGAACUUAAGAGACAGCUUGGUGCUUUUGGAGUUAAUUCAAUAAAAACGAUUUAUUUUGGUGGAGGUACACCAAGCCUUUGUGAUGUUGCCACUAUAGAAAAUCUGAUAAGUGAUGUAUACAGGAUUUGUGAUAUAGAAGGAGAUAUUGAAAUAAGUCUUGAAGCAAACCCUUCAGUUGAAGAUAUGUCUAAGCUAAGGUCAUUCAGGGCUGCUGGAAUCAACAGAGUUUCAAUAGGAGUUCAGGCCCUUGAUGAUGAAGACCUUGUUAAUCUUGGACGUGACCACACUGUGCGAGAUGCAAUCGAGUACGUUGAAGAAGCUGACCGUGUAUUUGGCGGUCGCAUAUCGAUUGACUUGAUGUUUGGAAGACCUAAACAGACAUUACAGAGCUGGGAAAACGAACUCAGACUGGCAUUGGAGCUUGCUGAUUCACACAUAUCUUUGUAUCAGCUAACAAUGGAAAGAUCCACACCCAUGGAGAAAAUGCAUCGACGAGGCGAAAUUGUUCUACCAGAUAAGGAUGUCAUUGCAGACAUGUAUGUUCACAGUGUACAGCACAUCGAGAAUUCUGGUUUGAAAAGAUACGAAGUGGCGAAUUUUGCAAAAAAGGGCUUUGAAAGCAAACACAAUAUGGCCUACUGGGGAGGGCACCAAUACAUGGGAAUAGGCCCGGGCGCCCAUGGAAGGAUCCAUCGAAAUGAUAAUGGACUUUUACAGAGAUAUGCAACUGUCCAGACUCUAGUGCCUGAAAAAUGGAUGACUAAGAUCGAGGAAGGUUAUAGUGGGAUGCAGAAAAUGGAAAAGCUUGAAAAAUUACAGACGCUCGAGGAAUUGCUUUUGCAAGGCCUGACAUCUAAAGAUGGCGUUGAGCAAGAGGUUUUCAGUGCAUUUUCGGAUGACACGCAGCUCCAAGAUUUACUCAACUUCCAUACGGUUGUCGACUUGAUCAAGGGUGAUUUCUUGAUUUUGGAUAGCAGGGGCCUUCGAGCAACAGACACAGGCCUGGGCGUUUUAGAUUCAUUCUUGCCUGACAUAUGCCUAGCACUGGAGGAUUUAGUCAUCCAACGACACACAUAGGAACAUCAACAAGCACGAAUGACAACAAUGUACUUCCUACAGUAGAGUUGCCCGCCAUUCUACAUUAAUUUUUUUAAGAAAUAGAAUAUCAAUUUUAAUAAUUUCAGCCCCAAUAUCUAAAUAGCCUUCAGUUUCAAAUAGGUAUUGGUGUGCCUUUUCUUGAAAACGUUUUCAUUGACAAGUACAGUGCCUUUUAACCCCCCUUCAACAGUGUUGUGCUUUAAUGUUUCUUCUUCAUUCCCCUUCACCCUGGAACAACGUUAAGUUAAGAAAAAUAUCAUAGAAACGACACACAAAGAUAUCCUUACUUAUCUCUUACUCCGUUUUAGUUAACAAACAUUGUUCCCACGGGAAGUGGUAGGUACCUGAAUUUCCAAAGUGACUGCCGAAACAAUUAACUUGAACUGAACCAUGAACUGAAUUUCUGUCUGUGUUUUAAUUUAUACUUUGGUUUGAUUUUUUUCGCAAAAAUUUUACCGGGAAAUAUUUUAACCAAAAUAUACUAGAAAUUUGUGAAGAAGCUAACGAGCUUUUGUUUAGCAGCUUGGAAGUGAUUUUGAUAAGCUACCCUCGACUUAGCUCCUGCCUCAAAACUGCCCGAAUUAAUAAGUACUUCAAAGAGACACAGUACUUCAAAAGUUCUAUUUUAAAAUGUGUAGUGGCUCGAAGUCCCCAUCUUCCCCAACCUUUCAGGUGUUUAUUAACUAUUGAGAACCUUCGCAAAGGCCAGUAGUUUUUUUAGUGAUGUAGCCUGUUUUUGUCUUUUUCAAUCUUUCAAUUUUUAAUGUAUCAAAUUAAAUUAGGCUUUAAGAAAAUAAAUCAAAUCGACCACAUAUUUUAUUUAAAAUUGUUCCUAUUAUCAAUAGGUGAUAGAAAGUAUUGAAUAUUUUAUUUCAAUUUUAUGUCAACUUCUUCUACGUCGAUGCAUGUAUAAUUUUUCUAUCAUAUUGCUGGUAAAAAUAAUUAGAAAAUAUAAUUUUAUACCAGCAAAAAUGGCUGGAUCACAGUGUAAUAGAGAGCCAAAGAAACACCCAUUUUAAAGAUUUAUGCAAUAGAAACAGUUUCAGCCAAAAAAGGCUACAUAUUUAAACUUUUGUUUCUCAUUCUCUUAUAUUCAUAACAUUAGCUGUAUUUUCUUAUGACCAGUUGUCAUUAGUGGCAGCACCCCAGUCAGCAGCAGGUUGUUCAGCUGAAGCACCCCAUUCUCUGUUUCCACCAGCCUCUGCACCCCAUUCAUCAGUAGCUUGAGGAACUGUGGCAGUAAAUGCAGCAGGUGCUUGGAAUCCAGUAGUAGUGGCUGGCUC